Molecule: messenger RNA, 1311 nt
Organism: Diaporthe batatas
Lineage: Eukaryota; Fungi; Ascomycota; Sordariomycetes; Diaporthales; Diaporthaceae
Exons: 3
Coding region: 1-1311 (436 amino acids)
Source: RefSeq, a predicted model, not a curated record
AUGGCUUCAAACGGCAACGUCAACCAGCCAGGCUAUGAGAACCGGAUGCAAUUCGUGCACCAAAUUCUGCAAAACCAUGGAUUAGAACCCACCUCGGUAGAGGCUCUUGCAUAUUUUGAGAACUGCCCGUUCCAUUUCAACAACUUCAUCUACAAGGCCACUCUCACAUCCCCAGCGACUCGAGAGUCAUCAAAGCUGUCGGGUGAGCAGCCAGGCACGUACCCACUGCCGGAAGACGGGACAUCCGUGCUUGUCGUUCGUCUCAGCAACCCGCGUGCCGAAGGGCUCAACAAUGCCAACCGGGUCGAAAAUGAGGUUGCCGCUCAGUAUCUAGUCCGCCGUUCACUAGAGAAGGACAACCGCCCGCCCGUCGUGCCCGCCGUCUAUGCCUGGGGAUCGUGCCGCUUCCACGAGCAGCCGGACGAGUCGGGAUUCGGCUGGAGCAUCCUCGAGUUCAAGCAAGGCUCGGAUCUGGACGGGGUGUUCCCCACCUUGUCGCGGGAGGCGCAGACCUCUGUCAUGGAGCAGAUCGCGGAUGCGUUCCUCUCGAUCCAGCGAGCACGGGUGCCUGAUUCUGUCACUGGCUUUGGAUCUCUGACGUUCAGCGAGAGCGGCCAGAUUGUCACUGGCGAGAUGCCGCUCGUCGUGGGAGGCCCCUGGGAUACAUACACCAGCCUCUGGACCGCGAAGCUCAAGGCCCAGGUUCUUGAUUCGGACAAGAGCUCGGUACUGCGUGGUUGGAAGGACAGUGAUAUUAGGGAGCGCCUAGAUUCCUUCUUGGCAAACGACGGGGUCUCCCGUAUCCUGGGUAGCCAGGACAUUUCAGAGAGGGUUCUCGUACACGGUGACCUCACAAUGAACAACAUGCUCUACGACAAGGAACAAGGGAAACUCACCGCCAUUCUCGACUUCGACUGGGCAUGCGUCACGAACCCAUGCGACGAGUUCCUGAGUGGAUUUUGGGAUCUCGGCGGAGGAAUCAACGAGGAGAAUGCAAGUUUCCAGGAAUGCAUAAUGACUGGCGACUUCUCCAGCAGCGACGGCCUCCAAGAGAUGCCUGCCCAGGAGGCGGAGAAGCGGGAGAACGGCCGAGUGUUGAAUGAUGCUUUUGCUCGGCGUGGCAUCAUCCGUCCUGCCACCAUCAAGGCUGCGGGAGAGAUUCGGAAGUUGAGGGAGCUCGAGAAUAUGGUGUGCCCAUUCGACUUGAGCAACGAAAUAGUGAUGAGACGGAGCACGGAGGAGGCCAGAUUGGCGAGAAAGACUCAGAAAGGAAAAGACAUUUCGAGUUGGUUGUCCAGUGCGGGAUUCUGA